ACCCACCAGCCAGAUCUGUAAAUACCCUGGGGCUCUACCAGAAGCACCAUCCCUGUUCCUCGACAGAUGCUAAGGAUGCUUCUGUUGCUCCUGAUCCCCCUGGCCAUUCUCCUGCCCCUCGGGGCUACUGCUGACACGCAGGAUGGAAUGGACCAGGGGGUCCUGAUCCCAGAGGACUUUGUGCUGCCAGUCGCCCACUCUGACUCUGGCCACAUUGUUCCCCUGCUCAGCGCCCACAAGGCCGAUCGACGAGACCGGAGCCGCCCACAGAUCCAAGUGCGUCCGAAGAGUCACCAUCAGGUCUGCACCAAUGGGCUAUGUGCCAAGGCCCAGGACCUGCUGCUGCAGGUUGAUCCAGUGACAGACACAGCCAUGGCCCUGAGGGGACCCCACCCUGCGCUCCUGCUGCCGCUCGACCUGCUGUCUGGUUCCUUGGGCCUGACUGGGGAAUGUGACAAGUAUGAGCAGUUCAUGAAGAGGCACUUUGAUUGCCCUAAGACCAGUAACAUCCACGAGACCUAUUGCAACUACAUGAUGAAGGAACGCAACAUGACCUGCAAAUGCAUCAACACCUUCAUCCACGCCCCUGAAGAAGACAUCAAAGCCAUCUGCAAAAAGAAAGGGAUACUCGACAAAGACAGCAUCUACAAGAGUAAUACAACCUUCAAUCUCACCGUAUGUAAGCUGAAGACUCAAAAUGGCCAGUCCUGUACAUAUGAGGAAGAAGAAAAGACUUCCAAGAUUCGCGUGGCUUGUAACAAAGAGCACCUGCCUGUGCACUUCGAAAACACGACACCAGCAGCACCUAUGUCUCUAGAGAAGAUCCAAAUCCAGCUGGGUCACACCUCGACUGGGCUGUCCCACACCCACAUGGAGCGCAAGUAGAGAGCGGCUCUGAAACCUCAGGUGGGGACAGAGAGCUGAGCACAAGGGGGACAAACAACCGAAUCGAACCUGUAUGGCUCCCGCCAGCGCAAGCAACCUGCCUCAAUGGGGAACCCCUCUGCUACCCGUAGCGCCCAUUACACAGUAUAGCUGCCCCUUCCCCACCCCCACACUCUGCUGCCCCUAGAGCCCAUUAUACAAUAUAGACACCCCCUCUCUGUCCCCACCCUGUGCUGCCCCUGGUGCCCAUUAUACAGUACAGCUGCCCCUUCCCCACCCUCACCCUCUGGUGCCCAUUAUGUAACACUGUGAUCCUCAUCUAUGAGCAGGGCCCUGAGAUGCUAGGGGGAUGCCAUCAAUAAAUAAUCAGUCCAGCACUGUCUGGGUUGGUAAAGGAGGGUGGGAUAAAGCUUGUACCAGGCUGAUCCCUGGAUGCUGUUACUGGGCUGGUUUC
Molecule: messenger RNA, 1339 nt
Organism: Gopherus flavomarginatus (Mexican gopher tortoise)
Lineage: Eukaryota; Metazoa; Chordata; Testudines; Testudinidae
Product: ribonuclease pancreatic-like
Exons: 4
Coding region: 67-885 (272 amino acids)
Molecular function (GO): nucleic acid binding
Source: RefSeq, a predicted model, not a curated record